GUGGGGGUGGGAGGAGGUGGGGGCCGCCCCGCGAGAAGAAGAGCGGGAAGAGGCGGACAGCGAGGCCAAGAUUUCAGCUGCGAGACGGUCAGGGGAGACCUCCAGGCGCAGGGAAGGACGGCCAGGGUGACACGGAAGCAUGCGACGGCUGCUGAUCCCUCUGGCCCUGUGGCUGGGCGCGGUGGGCGUGGGCAUCGCCGAGCUCACGGAAGCCCAGCGCCGGGGCCUGCAGGUGGCCCUGGAGGAAUUUCACAAGCACCCGCCCGUGCAGUGGGCCUUCCAGGAGACCAGUGUGGAGAGCGCCGUGGACACGCCCUUCCCAGCUGGAAUAUUUGUGAGGCUGGAAUUUAAGCUGCAGCAGACAAGCUGCCGGAAGAGGGACUGGAAGAAACCCGAGUGCAAAGUCAGGCCCAAUGGGAGGAAACGGAAAUGCCUGGCCUGCAUCAAACUGGGCUCUGAGGACAAAGUUCUGGGCCGGUUGGUCCACUGCCCCAUAGAGACCCAAGUUCUGCGGGAGGCUGAGGAGCACCAGGAGACCCAGUGCCUCAGGGUGCAGCGGGCUGGUGAGGACCCCCACAGCUUCUACUUCCCUGGACAGUUCGCCUUCUCCAAGGCCCUGCCCCGCAGCUGAGCCAGCACUGAGCUGCGUGGUGCCUCCAGGACCACUGCCGGUGGUAACCAGUGGAAGACCCCAUCCCCCAGGGAGAGGACCCCGUUCUAUCCCCAGCCAUGAUAAUAAAGCUGCUCUCCCAGCUGCCUCUCA
Molecule: messenger RNA, 763 nt
Organism: Gorilla gorilla gorilla (western lowland gorilla)
Lineage: Eukaryota; Metazoa; Chordata; Mammalia; Primates; Hominidae
Gene: RARRES2
Product: retinoic acid receptor responder 2
Exons: 6
Coding region: 140-631 (163 amino acids)
Biological process (GO): inflammatory response; innate immune response; regulation of lipid catabolic process
Cellular component (GO): extracellular matrix
Molecular function (GO): signaling receptor binding
Source: RefSeq, a predicted model, not a curated record